AUGCGACGUCAUCGUGGAUCGCAGAUCGACAGUAACAAGGGAAGAUUGAAGCUCUGGGAGACCGACAUGUGGAAUUGUACUCAAACGAUCGAGAACGAUCAGCGCGGCAUGAUCGGGCCGAUUUUGGCAACAUGUUUCUCUCCUGACAACAAAAACGUGAUGGUGGGUAGGAUGUUUGGUGGAGCAGACAUUUACGAUGUCUCUACGGGCACUCUUCAGCACAGACUGAAAUCCUGGAAUAGCAUCGCCCUCGUGGCAAUCUCUCCCGAUAAUCAGCUCUGUGCAUUGUCUACGGGUGUUUUGAAUGUGGAGCUUUGGAAUAUUAAGACUGGAACUCGUCUGCAAGUCAUCAAGCACGAUGUGACUGACUGCACGCUAUCAUUUUCCGCGAAUGACAAUUACCUCUAG
Molecule: messenger RNA, 408 nt
Organism: Penicillium cosmopolitanum
Lineage: Eukaryota; Fungi; Ascomycota; Eurotiomycetes; Eurotiales; Aspergillaceae
Product: WD40 repeat domain-containing protein
Exons: 2
Coding region: 1-408 (135 amino acids)
Molecular function (GO): protein binding
Source: RefSeq, a predicted model, not a curated record